Molecule: messenger RNA, 1624 nt
Organism: Myripristis murdjan (pinecone soldierfish)
Lineage: Eukaryota; Metazoa; Chordata; Actinopteri; Holocentriformes; Holocentridae
Product: cannabinoid receptor type 1B-like
Exons: 2
Coding region: 179-1624 (481 amino acids)
Biological process (GO): G protein-coupled receptor signaling pathway
Cellular component (GO): membrane
Molecular function (GO): cannabinoid receptor activity
Source: RefSeq, a predicted model, not a curated record
GUUGCUGAAGGGAAGAAAAGAAAAGACAAUGCAAUUUGCCUUCUCCUAUAUUAGUUGAAUUAUUUUUUACGUCAUGGACCGACGCAGUUCUUUAUGCUGAGAAAAUAAAGAUCCCCUGUGUAUGAGUCUAACACUGUUACAACACCCUGCUCUCCAGCUCUGCAGCCACUGAACAGCCAUGAAGCUGGCUCUGCACAGGAUAGCAGGCACCACCAUGAGUACAGUAGCAACGGGUGUACAGUAUCUUGGCUCCAAUGAUGCCAGCUAUGAUGACCCCUCCCUCGACUCCAGCCUGAUCAAGAGUGGAUUCCACUAUGAGAAAACCCAUUCUGCCUCAAUGGGUAGUUCCUUCCCUGCACUUGGACUUGUGUCUGGAAAUAAGGAGGUAAUUUAUAAUGGCUUCCCUCCUAUUUACCCAACUAACAUUUCAGACAUUCUGCUGGGUAAUGGCACCUCAGUGGAGAGUGGAGGCAUGACACAGUGCGGGGAGAACUUUGUAGACAACAUGGAGUGUUUUAUGAUUCUGACUCCCAGCCAGCAGCUUGCAGUAGCCGUCUUGGCUCUCACCCUGGGCACAUUCACAGUGCUAGAGAACCUCAUGGUGUUGUAUGUGAUCUUACAGUCACAGACGCUGCGCUCUCGGCCUUCCUACCACUUCAUAGGCAGUCUGGCUGUGGCUGAUCUGAUUGGCAGCAUCAUAUUUGUCUACAGCUUUCUGGACUUCCAUGUUCUCCACAGGAAGGACAGCCCUGAUAUUUUCCUCUUCAAGUUAGCUGGGGUAAUUGCCUCCUUCACAGCCUCCGUGGGCAGUCUGUUCCUCACUGCGAUAGACCGCUACAUCUCCAUCCACAGGCCCAUGGCAUACAAGCGCAUCGUUACAAAGACCAAGGCGAUCAUCGCGUUCAGUAUGAUGUGGUCCAUCUCCAUCAUCAUCUCUUUUCUCCCUCUGCUCGGCUGGAACUGCAAGCGCCUCAACUCCGUCUGCUCAGACAUUUUCCCUCUAAUUGACCAGAAGUACCUGAUGUUCUGGAUUGGAAUAACCAGCAUCUUGGUUCUGUUCAUCAUCUACGCCUACAUGUUCAUCCUGUGGAAAGCCCACCAUCAUGCUGUCCGCAUGCUGAGCCGCAGCUCCCAGAGGAGUGUCACUGUCUACACUGCAGACGGGACUAAAGUUCAGACAGUGCGGCCUGAGCAGGCCCGCAUGGACCUCCGCCUGGCCAAGACCCUCGUUCUGAUACUGGUGGCCCUCAUCAUCUGCUGGGGCCCCGUUUUAGCCAUCAUGGUGUAUGACCUCUUCUGGAAGGUGAAUGACUUCAUCAAGACUGUGUUCGCCUUCUGCAGCAUGCUUUGCCUGCUCAACUCCACAGUGAACCCUGUGAUCUACGCCAUGAGGAGCAAGGACCUGCGCAGGGCCUUCCUCAACAUUUGCCAGGUGUGUCGGGGUACAACUCAGCCUCUGGACAACAGCGGUGAAAGUGACUGGAACAGCAGGAGUGUCAGAGUCACGGCAGGCGCGGCAGCAAAAGAUGGAGAUGGAGCUGGAUCUGUGAGGACUGACAGAGUUAAAGUAGCUCAGGUUACUUUGUCUGGAGUGACUGAGACGUCGACUGCAGAGCCGGUCUGA